Aricia agestis (brown argus) is the source of this 4227-nucleotide messenger RNA. RefSeq names its product (E3-independent) E2 ubiquitin-conjugating enzyme UBE2O. NCBI's taxonomy places the organism in Eukaryota, Metazoa, Arthropoda, Insecta, Lepidoptera, Lycaenidae. The transcript has 25 exons. Bases 90 to 3977 code for a protein of 1295 amino acids. The record is from RefSeq and is a predicted model, not a curated record.
GCAUGCGCCACACAUUGCAAUCAGCUGUCAGAAGGAACGUAAUCUCGUAAAAACAAAAUUAUUUGUGUCUGAAAUUAUUUCCCGUCAAUAUGGCGGGGCAAAAUCCAGGAUCACCUACCGACUUUCAAUAUUUUUACGAAGAUGAAGUGUACAAAAUCAACAACCACGGUCAAGUCGUUUUUGGACUGGUGCUGGAAAACUACGAAGCCAACUCUAGCGACCAAGAGAGCGACAUAGAAACUCCUAUACAGAAGGGCGAAAUUCGCGUUGUCUGGCAUCCAUCAGGCACCGAAAGGGUCAUAUCCGAAAAGUCGGUUGGCCUGGCCGACAGGUCUCUUAUGCCCGGCGAUGUUGUUCGCCGUCUCAUAGCCGGUAAAGACACCCAGAGAGGUUACUGCCGGGACAUUGUUAUGACUGCAGCACUGCAGAUCGUUGGCACCAAACAUGUCAUCCCAAACGUUGCCAGUGAACGACUGCAGCCUCUGGAGGAAUUCACACCCGAUCUAGCUGUGUGCUUGGAUUCAUGGGUUGGAACAUCAAAGGCCGUCCACAGUAAACUACGUUUAGUGUCAGCAGACGGUUCUCGCUUGGAAUACCCAGAUCUCGAUACAUGCCCCCUCGAAGACUACUCCAUGCGUCGUCGUAGAGCAACCCCGUACUCCUCUUCCGAGUUCUACCCGGGGCAGGUGGUCUUCGGUCCCCUCGGCUCCUUGGAUAACGCCAACUGGCUGCACAUGACCAAGGAAAUGAAAGCGGCUAGGAAACAUAAAAUGCAUGACCACAAGUUCACUGUGGAGGCGGUGAUGACUGAGAGCGUGAGUGUGCACUGGCAGUGUCGCGCGCUGUGCACGCACCCCACCGACGCCGGCACGCCGCAGCAGCCCAAGUUCCUCGUGGAGGGCGAAGAUCUCAAGAAGCUCAAACUUCUGAACGUGUUCGAGCCGUGCACGCUGCAGGUCGGCGACCGGAACUUCCUCACCAUCGGCCCCGAAGACACAUUCAUCAGCAAGAAACAGUGGCGGAAACAGCAGAGUAAAUACUACAGGAAUCUCCGCAAACAGACGCGUCCGCUCAAGAAACCCUCGAAGACUGAUACCAACUCGGAGCACCUGCCCUCCCGGCCCAAGAAGCGCGCUUCUUCUCACAGGAAACUAAAGUCUGUCGAUCAUGAAAUGGACGUGGACGGUGCUGAUGAGAAGUUGGAAUCUCUGGAUGAAGUGCUCAAGGCAGACACUUCCUGUCCGAGUAUCAAAAUAGAGCCGAGUGACACCACACUGCCGUCCGUUGGUAGCCAGGACGAUACCGCUACUGAGGAGAAGAAUGACUCGGGCAUAAGCCCCGAGCCGGCCAAGGAGGGUGCGCUGCUGAACGGUUCUCGCGCGGCAGAUCUCGCUGACGAUGACUCCGACAACUGGGAGAACACCAGCAGCGAUGGCAGUGAUACUGACAGUGGCGCCACCUGGUCGUCGCGCUGCUCGUCCGCCGCGUCUGGCUCCGGUCGCGGCGCUCGCUCGCCGCAGCUAGCGGUGCGGCUGCUGCGCGGCAAGCGGCUCAAGCGGGCCGCCCGCCGCGCGCCGCCCGCGCCGCCGCCGCGCCGCAGCGACCGCGUCGUCGUCGAGACGCUUCACACCUCCAGCCGCGCCAACGUCGUGUGGCAGGAUGGAACCAUCGAGAUGGGUAUACCGUCGACUCAACUGUAUCCCAUCCACCACCUGGACGGGCAAGAGUGUUUCCCCGGGGACUUCGUCAUCAAUGGUGCUGCCAACGUUGAGGAGAACCAACAGCUCAAGCACAGAGAGUACGGCGUGGUGCAGCGAGUCGACCACCACGGACGUACGGCGAUCGUGCACUGGUACCGCACCUACACGAGCGCAGACGAGCCUGUGCCACAGAUGCUGUACGAGAGUGAGAUGAGCGUGUACGAUCUAAAGGACCACCCGGACUUCCAGUACCGGCCCGGCACCGUCGUCAUCCGCGUCGCCAACUUCACCGGCGAGGACGCCAACUGCACCGCAGGACAGGUGAUAGACAACUUCCCGUCCGGUCGUGUGAAGGUGUGGUGGGUUGACGGACACACGAGCAUGUGCUGGCCACAGGACUUGUACAAGGUGGGCGAGUACGACAGCGAGGAUGGGGAGCUGUGGGGCUCGGAGGGGUCCGCAUCGGACGAUUCGUGGGAGACGCAGAGCUCCGCCCAUGACCCGGAGCCGCGCACGCCCGACGCGCCCGCAGCCCCGCCCGCCGACCAGCCUCCGCUGCCAGCGGCCAUGACAGCGCCCACGACGGCGGAGGGCGAGGCGGCGUUACCGCGGCUGCUGGAGCCCCGCGUCGCGGCGCACCUCGAGCGCGGCCGGGUCGCCAUGCGCCGCCUGGAGGAGAUGUUCGCUAAGCAUCCCACGCUGCAGAGCCAGGAGAUAAUGCGGAAACUUUUGUAUCUGUACAAGGAUUGUCGGUUUCUCGACCGGCUUAUGGGUACGACUUUCUUCCAUGAAGAUCACUUCUUGGGUCUGUUAGAACGCGUACGUGAACGCGGCGCGAGCACGCCUCGUGCGGGCGAGCGGCGCGUGCACGAGCAGCUCGCGCGCCUGUUCGCGCCCGCCGACGACGCCGAGCCGCUCGACGAGCCGUCGCCGUCAACUAUCGCGACUAGCAACGUCACUGUUGAGCCUAUGGAGAUAGAGACAACCUUCCCUAAGAAGCCGCUCAGCUUGAAUGUAGAACAGGCACAGGCCUCGAGUUCCGACACCAGCGCCGCCAAGGACGGCACGUCCGAAAAUCCAGCUGAUGACGUGGAAGGCAACGCCCGCAACGUCUGCUACAAGCUGUGCUCGCUGAUACACGCGCAGCUGGUGAAAGCCCACGCGGAGGUCAGCCGGAGAAGGCCGCAUGAGCUGGCCGAAUUCCUAAACGACUUAAUGAAAAAGCAAAGCGCGACUGAAGAGAAGUUACCCUACCACUUUUCAGUUCAAUACGGAGCGUUAGUGGUGAGCAUAGCUGAUGAAAUAGAAAAAGGAGAGAAGAAAGAGAAUAAUGCCGAGAGCGAAUCGGCAGAUACCACUGCCACGUCUGAUAAGAGCGCGUCCAAAGACGCACCCCUCGCGACCGCAGAGGGCGACGCGGAGCCGGCCCCGGAGCCCGAGGUGGAAGUGGGUCCGGGGGCGGAGGGCUUCUGCGUGCUGGAGUCCGCGCCCGCCGCCCACCGCUUCCGCCUGUCCAUGCUGCAGCCGUCCGAGCCGCGCAGCUUCUACUCCGCAGUGAAGCGCGAGAUCAAGCUGCUGAAGAGCGAUCUGCCGCCCGGGGUGUGGGUCCGCGGCUACGAGGACCGCAUCGACCUGCUGUCCGUGAUGAUCGCCGGGCCGAGCCGCACGCCGUACGAGGGCGGGCUGUUCGUGUUCGACGUGCAGCUGGGCGGGGAAUACCCGCGCGCGCCGCCGCUCUGCCACUACCACUCCUACUGCUCCGACCGCCUCAACCCCAACCUGUACGAGGACGGCAAGGUGUGCGUGUCCCUGCUGGGCACGUGGUCGGGUCGCGGCGUGGAGGUGUGGGGCAAGGACAGCUCGCUGCUGCAGGUGAUAGUCUCGCUGCAGGGGCUCAUCCUCAACGCCGAGCCCUACUUUAACGAGGCCGGCUACGAGAAGCAGAAGGGUACACAACAAGGCAAGGAGAACUCUCGCAUGUAUAACGAGAUGGUGUUACUGAAGCUGGUGCAGUCCAUGACGCGUAUGCUCAUGAACCCCCCCGAGCCGUUCCGUGAGGAGAUACUCGCACACCUUCGCGCCUCGUCGGCCCCCCUCUGCGAGCGCCUGGAGGGGUUAGUGGCGCUCUCCAACGGGCAGCGCUCCGACCUAACCCCCCCGGAUUACCCCCUCAUUCCGGCGUCUCGCGGCUUCUGCCUCACCCUCCGCUCGUCUCUAGAAUCGUUCCGCGCGGCGCUGCGACGGAACGACAUCAUAGUGCCGCCAUCCACCUUAUAGCCUUAGCGGUAGCUAGUUAAUUAAUUGUUAGCCCCCGGCCUCGUGAUGACAGAUCGUAGUUUUAGUUACACCGAGCCCGCACUCGUGUGUUUGGAUUUGAAAAUACCAGUGAUAAAGUUUUAAGCAAGGUUUCAUUUCGCGUUGGUUUCGAGCCAAUAGAUGGCGUUAUACGCGUGGGUAAAACAGCACACGACAAGAAUCUUAGGGUCAAUUUAUACUAGCGCAGAAUCGAAGCGCGUCGAAGCGAAUU